Messenger RNA from Rhipicephalus sanguineus (brown dog tick), 639 nucleotides. RefSeq names its product E3 ubiquitin-protein ligase MARCHF2-like. Gene Ontology annotation, molecular function: zinc ion binding; ubiquitin-protein transferase activity. Bases 1 to 639 code for a protein of 212 amino acids. Gene Ontology annotation, biological process: protein ubiquitination. Lineage: Eukaryota; Metazoa; Arthropoda; Arachnida; Ixodida; Ixodidae. The transcript has 3 exons. The record is from RefSeq and is a predicted model, not a curated record.
AUGGCGGAGGAUCGUGUGUCACCGAAGAGGACUGAGGCAGACAAGGCUGAAGAAGCAGCGGUGGCACCUGGGCCUCUUGAGAAACUUGAGAACCAUGCUGACCAAGUGUGCCGCAUCUGCUACGGCGAGGCUGACCUAGAGAACGGGCCCUUGCUUCAGCCCUGCGCCUGCAAGGGAACAAUAGCCUUCGUGCACAAGGAGUGCAUUGAGGGCUGCCUGCGUGAGUGGGGCGACAUUUGUACAAUCUGUCGCACACGCAUGAAGGCGCGCCGUAAAGGAGCGCCAUUGCGGCAUUUCUUCCGUGGCUUCAUCAACCGGAAAGACAUGGUGUGGAUUGCCGUCAACGGAGCGAUGUUCGCCGGUGAAGUGGCCUACUUGGUACACGUUUGGAUUAUCGUCAUGGAAUGUCUGGGCUCGCUAGGCUGGACCGCCGACCUGCUUGUCUACGCCGGGCUCGUCCUGUUCACCGCCACCUGGACUAUGCUGGAGUCUGUACGAUGGACGACAUGCCACGAGAGGUAUGAGGCCUGGAAGAAGAGGACCCUCACCGUGGAACUGAUUAUCCAUCACCUUGAGGCCCAGAAAGGUCCCCUGAAUCAAGCGGCGCAGAUCGCGGUGGACACUGAAGUCCCAGAAUAG